AGAGUUCAUGUUGAAAGAGUAAGAAAGACUGGUUCAUCCAGUCUCUUGGGAACAGAGAAUCUGCAGGAUUUUUUUUCUUUCUGUGCAAAGCAAUGUCCCACAGGGACAUAAUGUACUCAGGGUUUCAAAUAGCAAGAAGAAAUGUGCCUAUUGAGCAGAUGUGGGAAGCUAUAAAUAUUUCAUCUGCUGUUGUCCCUCAGGCACCCCUGGGUUGAAUGGAAUAUCAUUGUUUCUUUUGAAGUCCAAAGUCUGGCUCAGAGACAGAUGCUUGACUCUUUCCUGCUGCCUAGUCUGCUGAGCAGAGCUUCAGUCUCCACCAUCAAUCAUCCAGUGAGGAAUUUGCACUUACACAAGGAACUCUUCCUCGGAGAGAUCCCCUCCUGAACCCACCUGCAGUUCACCAGCCCCAGACCAAGAGCACCUUCUCUACGCCUCUCUGAAAUGUCCAUCCACUCCAGAGAACCAGCCCCUGUCACCCACCCCCUUGCCCUUCCUGCACCGAUUGUGCAAGGAGGGAAGGUCAACAGAGCCAAGUCCAUUGAGGGAUAUCAAGAGAAGCCAGAGUAAACCCUUAUUUUAUCCCCAUGGAAACAGGAAAUCAAACACAUGCCCAAGAAUUUCUCCUCCUGGGAUUUUCAGCAACGUCAGAGAUUCAGUUCAUUCUCUUUGGGCUGUUCCUCUCCAUGUACCUAGUCACUUUCACCGGGAACCUGCUCAUCAUCCUGGCCAUAUGCUCAGACUCCCACCUCCACACCCCCAUGUACUUCUUCCUCUCCAACCUGUCUUUUGCUGACCUCUGUUUUACCUCCACGACUGUCCCAAAGAUGUUACUGAAUAUACUGACACAGAACAAAUUCAUAACAUAUGCAGGCUGUCUCGGUCAGAUUUUUUUUUUCACUUCAUUUGGAUGCCUGGACAAUUUACUCUUGACUGUGAUGGCCUAUGACCGCUUCGUGGCCAUCUGUCACCCCCUGCACUAUACGGUCAUCAUGAACCCCCGGCUCUGUGGACUGCUGGUUCUGGGGUCCUGGUGCAUCAGUGUCAUGGGUUCCCUGCUCGAGACCUUGACUGUUUUGAGGCUGUCCUUCUGCACCAAAAUGGAAAUUCCACACUUUUUUUGUGAUCUUCUUGAAGUCCUGAAGCUCGCCUGUUCUGACACCUUCAUUAAUAACGUGGUGAUAUACUUUGCAACUGGCGUCCUGGGUGUGAUUCCCUUCACUGGAAUAUUUUUCUCUUACUAUAAAAUUGUUUUCUCUAUACUGAGGAUUUCCUCAGCUGGGAGAAAGCACAAAGCGUUUUCCACCUGUGGUUCCCACCUCUCAGUGGUCACCUUGUUCUAUGGCACGGGCUUUGGGGUCUAUCUCAGUUCUGCAGCCACACCAUCUUCUAGGACAAGUCUGGCGGCCUCAGUGAUGUACACCAUGGUCACCCCCAUGCUGAACCCCUUCAUCUACAGCCUGAGGAACACGGACAUGAAGAGGGCCCUGGGGAGACUCCUCAGUAGGGCAACAUUUUUUAAUGGUGACAUCACUGCAGGACUUUCAUAAGUAGCAAGGCUUGGACCAUUGGGAGGCACUUUUGGUGGUUCUUGAAUGUAUCCAAACAUCAAUGUAUUCUCUUUUAGUUCUGGAAUUACCAUAUCUUAUCGUGUCUUUGAUACAGGAGCUAGAAAGAAAUUAUUUAGGUAGAUAGGGAGGGCCACAGAGUCCUUGGCAAGGUUUCCCUGUUAACAAAAAGCAGCCCUCAAAAUCAUUUCUUUUCUAAUAAAGAACAGCCUGAAAAAUCAAGCUGCAGACAUAGAUAAGCAAGCUGGAAGCUUGCAGGAGUGAAUGCUGGCUGCUGCGCCAAUAGAAAAGGGCUAGCUGGGGACCAGGCAUGUUCAACAUGGAGGCUCCCUCUUCCUUUUCUUUGUCAACCACGUGUACAGCAAAGGAACAGGCAACAUGGGGCUGCCCAGGUAAAGAACCCAUCUGUAUAAUAAAAGAUUAGGGUGGGGCAGCCAGCUUCUCCACAUGCUAUGCAAAUGGCACACCUGAUCCAACCAAUCUUUUACGGCCUAUGUAAAUCAGACACCACCUCCUCAAGCUACUUCAUAAAACCCUGUGCAUUUCACCAUGGAACUGGCAACCCAUUUUCUCUGGGACCCCUCUCUGCACAGAGAGCUCUUCUCUUUCUCUCACCUAUUAAACUUCUGCUCUUAACCUCACUCUGGUGUGUCCGCAUCCCAGUCUUCUUCCAUGGCUGUGGGACAACAAACCUCAGGUGUUACCCCAGACAACUAUGCUGCUUCACCUUGAUUUUGACAAUUUUUGAAGACGGUGUAUUAACUUUCUAGGGCAUCUGUAACAAUGUGCCACAAAUUGGGUGAGUUAAACAAUAGCAAUUGAUUGGCUCACAUUUCUGUAGACUAUGAUGCCUGAAAUCAAGGUGUUGGCAGGGCUGGUUCCACUUGAAGGCUGUGAGAAAGAUUCUGUUCCAUGCCUUACCCCUAGCUUCUGCCGGUUGCUGGCAGUCUUUGGCUUUCCUUGACAAUAUAGAAGCAUCACUCCAAUCUCUGCUUUCAUCUUCAGGUGAUGUUCUCCCUCUAGGUGUGUCUGUGUCCAAAUUUCCCCUUCUUAUAUGGACAACAUUCAGAUUAGAGGCCAACUCUACUCCACUAUGGACCUCAUCUUAGCUUAACUAAUUACAUUCACCGCAGCCCUAUUUCUAACUGAGGGCUUUAAUGUAACAUAUGAUCACAUAAGCAAUGCAAACUAUUGUGAACAUCUCAGAUAUUUGCAAUGAAAAAAUUAAACAUUGGCUUCACAAAGGUCAGAAUAGCUGAGACCACAUUCUGAAGUUUUGGCGGUAAGGACUUCAACAUAUGAAUUUGUAGAGAAUGAAAAUUCAACCCAUAAAAGACAGUUUCAUCAAGACUAGCUUUAAAUGCAAAGAAUGACCAGCAUCCCAAAUUGCCCAUUUCUGUUUUUUUUUUUUUUUUUUUUGCAGAUAAAAUUUUAUUGGCAUAUAGCCACACCCACUUGUGUACAUAUUAUCUGUGGCUGCUUUCAUGUUACAAGAGCAGAUAUGAGUAACUGCCACAGAAAUCAUCUGACCUGGAAAACCUACCUAAAAUAUUUACUCUCUGGCCUUUUUCACUGUGAAGGU
Messenger RNA from Gorilla gorilla gorilla (western lowland gorilla), 3147 nucleotides. It is a transcript of the gene OR7C1, whose product is annotated as olfactory receptor family 7 subfamily C member 1. Gene Ontology annotation, molecular function: G protein-coupled receptor activity; olfactory receptor activity. The transcript is spliced from 3 exons. Gene Ontology annotation, biological process: G protein-coupled receptor signaling pathway. Bases 585 to 1547 code for a protein of 320 amino acids. The record is from RefSeq and is a predicted model, not a curated record. NCBI's taxonomy places the organism in Eukaryota, Metazoa, Chordata, Mammalia, Primates, Hominidae. Gene Ontology annotation, cellular component: membrane.